Messenger RNA from Lonchura striata (white-rumped munia), 873 nucleotides. The record is from RefSeq and is a predicted model, not a curated record. NCBI's taxonomy places the organism in Eukaryota, Metazoa, Chordata, Aves, Passeriformes, Estrildidae.
UAAUCGCUCUCACCUCGUUUCACCUACAGAGAGAAGCAGAAGCCGGCUGCCCGCAUCUUCAGCAAACCGAGGGUGCUCCUUUGGAGAGGCAGGGCUGAGCCCUCUGUUAAUGACUGACAUCAUCGAGGAAACACGCUUCCUUGCUAUUUAUUUUUGGCUGCAUUCCCCCCACCCUGGCAGUAUCUUGAUGGGGAAGCUGAUCUCCAAAUGCUGGAGGAAAAGAGAUGUGCAAGUUAUCAUGCUGGGGCUCGACUUUGCCGGCAAAUCCACCCUCCUGUGCAAACUGAAGAGUGGCCAGGCUGUGGAGACCUGCCCCACGGUGGGAUUCAACGUGGAGUCUCUGGAAACACCCUGUGGCAUUUCCUUCACCCUCUGGGAUGUUGGUGGACAAGACAGCCUGCGGGCCAGCUGGCCUAACUACCUGGAGGACAUCGACACCCUCGUCUUCGUGUUUGACAGCACGGACACGGCCCGGCUGGCCGAAGCAAUGGCAGCACUGGAGGAGGCCCUGAGCCACCCCUGCAUGGCUGGCAUCCCUGUGCUCCUGCUGGCCAACAAGCAGGACGUGCCAGGAGCGCUGGCUCCAGCCAAGCUGAGGGAGAUGCUGCAGCUGGGGGGGCUGGCAAGGCACCACUGGAUGCUCCAGGGGUGCAGUGCCCACACUGGCCAGGGCCUGCAAGAAGUCCUGGCCAUCCUGGGAAUGCUGCUGCAGGGCUCAGAGUAGAGCUCCCUAUCCCAGGAGCAGUUCAUCAUGGGGCUGGCAGAAAGGAGGCAAGCUCCAGAGCAAACCUGAACCUCACAUGGACCCCGCCCUCUCAUGGCUGCCAGCAGGUUUGUCAUGGAGGAUUCCAGCCUCCAGGCAGCCCUACAAGG